Molecule: messenger RNA, 6923 nt
Organism: Lagopus muta (rock ptarmigan)
Lineage: Eukaryota; Metazoa; Chordata; Aves; Galliformes; Phasianidae
Gene: VGLL4
Product: vestigial like family member 4
Exons: 6
Coding region: 4321-5187 (288 amino acids)
Biological process (GO): negative regulation of DNA-templated transcription
Molecular function (GO): transcription coactivator binding
Source: RefSeq, a predicted model, not a curated record
AACACUUAACAGUUAGCAUUUUGUAUGGCUGUCUCAACAAAGGAUUUAGGCAUCCCCCAAUAGAAGCUGCAGUAUAGGUGCAGUUGAAGGAAUUUAAACAUGUUGUGGCUUUUGAGGACGUAUAUUGAAUAUAACAUGCUUGUUGUUAGCCUUAUUCACAGUGCACAUAUGCUUUACUCUCUCCUAUCUGAAAAAAUAAAAGCUCUUGACUUGGUUUUCAUCAAAUUAUCGCAUCAUCCUCCUUUCCUCUGCAGCCUUUUCCAUUGUGCUGAUAAGUUGUUUCUGGAUUUUCUUUUCCACUGCACUUUCUUUCACUGAAAUCAACUGAAAUACCCCUCUUUCUCUGCUGACUUGGGAUUACUGCACUUGUCUAACAAGCACUUUGCCUGCAUCUUUCUAGGCGUCAGGUGCUUUUGUCCUGUUUGCCCAUGCUCUUCGAUUAAUCAUGUUUUCUUUAUAUCUCUGAUUAUUUACACUUCCUUCACUUUCAUCCUUGCUCCCUUGUUGUUUCUGGAGUGUCUUGUUUUUGUCUCACUUUUUCAUUGCUAUAAAGGACUUUAUUUCUUAAUCCACUUCUCUCCCUCCAACUUCAUCUGUGAUUUCCCCAGACACACGAAUCCAAGUACCAGAUUUUUCUCUCCAUCAUUGAAAAGUUCAGCCUUUCACUCUCCUUGGCACCAUUCAGAUGUCUCUCUCUAGUUCCCACUCAGCAAGUUUGAAAGAGACCUCAUAGUAUUGUCUGCUUUCAGAAGUUUUUUAUUAACUUGUUUGCAAGAGCUGUUGACUGCUCUGCUAUUCUGUAUGUCAGUCAGACCUGUGAUCCAACUAUUCUUAUGAGGAUGACCUCUCUUUAAAUCUUCUUGUCCAAACUGUGCCUACACCCUACUCAAUUUUUUUAUCUGCCCAGCCUUCUCUGUGCAGACCUUUUGUUCUCAUCCUCAAGUGUAUGCAUCCCUUUCCCUGUUUCUACCUUGUUACUUUGGUUCCCAGUUAAGAUCCCUUCAAGCCAAAAGCUAAUAGCUCUGUGCUGAUUAUUGCUGCAAGCAUUAUCUUUUUAUUUCUCCUUCCUUUCUGUUCCUUCACUAUUCCCUUUUUGUUUAAUCAGAUAUGAAGUUUGUCUCUUUUUGGAAAUCUUUCCUGACAUACCCUGCUGUGAAUAAUAACUGUGGGAUUGCAUGAACGUCCUGUUGCCCAGUCUGCAGUUUGUCUUUGGUUUCCCUACUGCUUGUUUGUUUGACUUUUAAACAGGCAGGUUUAGGAUUUUGCCCCGUGUUCUUUCCCUGAUGCUCAGAGGGUACCAUAUAAAUCCAUGAAAACAUUUAAUGGUUCAUUUUUAAAAGAUUUGAUUUCUCUAAUGCUACACUCUGUGUAUGUUAACAGGCAUUUGAUAAGCUGAGCAUUUGCAGAAGCUUGAAAAGAAGGGACAAAAUAAUGUGUUGUUUCAUUAUACUGACAGGUGUUUUGUUCUGAUGAGUCAGUGACAAUCAUUCAGAUGGUGUCUGAACAGCAAGUUACUAAACGUCUCUUAAAUAGAAUUUUACAUUCUAUAUCUGUGCUGUUUUUUCAGAAUGUUUCAGUGCUGCUCUGCAGGUGAGAUGUCAGGCUAGGGAAAUACUGAGUAGAAGCAGUAACCAAUAACUAAUAAUUGAAAUUACUGCAGAUAAAAAUAUCUUAAGCUCUUGUAAAAGUACUUUCAGCUCACACUGCUUGAACAGUUUAUUACAAGUAAGAGACUUAAACUGAGAGUUGAACUGUUUUCAUAGUGUGUAAAUCAAGUCUAGCCAGAGGAAGUUAAGUUUGUGUACUUCAUCUUGCUAGGCACUUGUUUUCCCUUUUGAGACCUGGAUGUAGACCAAUUAGCACAUAGGCUAAAAUACUGGGGUUUAGUUUUGUCUCUAAUGCUUAAAGAAAUUUUGGUGCAACAGAGAGUUGAUGCUUUUAUCAAAACCUGGGAAUUGAACUUUCAGUUCUGCGGCUGCUGAGGGGAGCGCUGGGGCUGUCCUCUGAAGGCUGGCUGAGUACACGGAGCAGUUGCUGUUCUUUCUGAUAAAUGAGGAUUUCGAGCUUUAAACCACCAAGGGAAGAUUCUCCUCUCAUUCUCGUAGGCAACCUUUGUUUCUUUUCUGAACUGCUGUCCCUGAGAUGUUAGCUUAACUGAGGGACGGGGGGAUAUUUCAUACUGUUUGAAUACAGCCUGGGAGCUUGUAGCUUCUUGAAGGUACUUUCUAAAACUGUCAGUGUGCUCAGCGGCCUUGAAAAGUCACAGCAUAUGUGGAAUCACACGCUGGCACUGGCAGAUGGCUGUAGAAGCAGCAUCCCUUCAAGGAAGCUCUUGAACAGGCACAACGUUCUUCACAGGGCAUUAAGCAUUAGCAAAACACUUCUGCAACUCUCCAUGAUGUGAACUUUCAGGAGUGUGCAAAGCUACAAAACUAUAUUGAGGAUAGUUGUGCUAAAGUUGUUCUUAAAGUGUCUAAUUUCCUGCAGAGAAUUCAGACUCGGUUCCCAUUUCCUUCUCUCAAGGCAAACUUCUGUCACCAGCUAACUCUCUCACUAUGAGCAUGUUCUGGAAAGCUCUCAUUAUUCCAAAAUUACUGGAACACUCGAGGAAAGCAGCAAAUAGAAAACUUGUUUUCAAUAAGAGACGUUAUAGUACCCUUUGCCUUAUUCUUUACCCUGAGUUUUUCUGAAGAAUUGACCAAAAAACUCAGCAUUCUUUUGAAAUGUAGGACAAAGCUGGUUAGUGCUAAACCACGAGAUAGCCGUCAGUUUGGUGUAGCUGCCUCAUCUGAUCAGAAGCCUUGUCAUCUUUGUUUCCAGCAGACUUUGGCUUUGUUAGAAGAGUCUGUGUGAGAGGCUCAGUAAUCAACAGCCAGAGGGAAAGAAAGUGGUGCUAUUUUAAAGUCCUCGGAAAACAAAAGGGAGAAAAGAACCAACCAUCCCCGGCUAAGAGAUCAGAGUGCAGUGAUGGAGCUCUCCUUACUGAAUGCUGCUUGCUUUGAUUUGGAAGAGGGAGAAGUUGAAAAUGAUAUAAAGAAAAAUUUAGUUGAGACAGACUUUGUAAAAUCAGAGUCUAAGAUCUUAUUUUCUAAAAUGUGUUGCCUGCCUAUACUGCCUUAAAAGAGAAGAGCUGACUGCUCUGAGUUAAAGUACCAUUCUUGAGCAGAAGCUGAUUCUGACAGCAAGGAAGAAUUAUCCUUGAGCGUGAUACUUGGUUAUUGCAAGUUUCUCCAGUCUUGUUGGCAGUUCUGAUGCCAAACAAGACUGGAUUUAAUUCUUUUUUGAAAAAAUCAUGGAAACUUAAGCGUACUUAAGAAUCCUUCAUCUUAUGCUUUAAAAUCUUUGAUUGAUUUUAGAGUCUUUGACUUCAUUUAGGAAGAGGGAGGGAGGAUCGUGAGGUUUAUCAUUCGUAGUGCAAAGUCAAAGAAAUGGCUUCCCAAACAUGUGCUUGUUGUUAAGCCCAUAGACACGUGUUUGAGAUUUCUCUGUUUGAGAUUUCCCUUUUUUCUCCUUUUUCUCUUCUUACUUUUCAGCGUGAUUUGGAAAUAGAAGAGAAAAUUACAGUGAGCAGUUUUUAUGGCAGUCUAUCAUACAGGCUUUGGGAAGGAAAAAAGAAAACAAAACAAAACAACAAGGACAUUGUGAGCAGUCUUAGGGUUGUCUCUGUUCCUCUAUUUGUUUUCCUAACAGCUCUCUCUCUGCAGUUGUCUUAUUGUAAAACAGAUACAAGUUGCUGGCCUUUCCAUGAAAGCAUCUUGACAAUGUGCUGCUCUCCUCUUUACUUUCACUUUCACAUCUUUUUACACAGGAAACAUUUCGGUUUUGAAGCCAUUUAUGUAACACUUAUAUAAACUUUAUUAACUUUUUUUUUUUUUGUGGGAGAGGCCGUUGCUUAGUAAGCUCCUAAAAUGUACAUUGUUGUGGGAUGGCGUUAAUUUGUUCAGUAUGGGAAUAAUAUGAGUUGUGUGGGGAAAGAACAGGUGCAAGAAGUUACUGAGGUGUGAUGGUGAUUAUGUAAGUCACAGUUUUCUGUCUGUGGCAUACAGAUGCACACUGAAGGCUUGACCAUACAUUCGUAAGUAAGAAAGCAUCUUAAUAGCUUACAAGCUUUAGAUAAUUUCACAUUGGGCGUAGGAGAAUAUGGGCUCCAAAUUUAUUGAAGAUUCUGAGUCUGAAACAAUCUUAAGCUGAUAAGGAUCAUUGGGCCACCUGUCCAGGCGAGUUGCAUCUUUGGAUAUUGUCUCGUGUGACUGUCUGGAUGGAAGGAAGGCAUGUGGAAAGGAAGAAAACCUUCAAAAAUGCAGCAGGAUCCAGAGAGGAAUGGAGACUCCAUUGGAUGUUUUAUCAAGAGCAGCCUCUCUGGUACAUGCUGAUGAUGAGAAGCGUGAAGCAGCUUUAAGAGGUGAGCCCAGAAUGCAGUCUCUCCCAGUAUCCUCUGCUCUAACCAACCAUCGGACAGGCCCUCCUCCGAUCAGCCCCAAUAAGAGAAAGCUCAGCAUGGACCAAGGGGAUGAUGAGAUAGACUGUGAAAAUGAACAUGUUUCUAAAAUGAGUCGAAUGUUCAAUCCACAUCUAAACAAGACUGCCAAUGGAGAUUAUCGGAAGGAGCACAGAGAGAGAAGUCGCAGCCCGAUAGAGAGGGCUGCUGCCCCAACCAUGAGCCUUCAUGCCAAUCACAUGUAUGCCUCAAUCCCAAGUCUGACGAUGGAUCAACCUCUCGCACUGACCAAAAACAGCAUGGAUGCAACCCGAACAGUUGGCAUCACACCUACACUGACUUCUGUGGAACGGCAGCAGAACCGUCCGUCCGUCAUCACGUGUGCUUCUGCCAACAACCGGAACUGCAACCUCUCUCACUGCCCCAUUGCUCACAGUGGCUGCGGUUCAGCAGUGCCUGCCUACAGAAGACCCUCUAGCACUACCACUGCCUGUGACCCAGUGGUGGAAGAGCACUUCCGCCGAAGCCUUGGCAAGAAUUACAAGGAGCCUGAGCCAGUGGCAAACUCUGUGUCCAUCACAGGAUCAGUCGAUGACCACUUUGCCAAAGCACUUGGGGAUACAUGGCUUCAGAUUAAAGCCGCGAAGGACGGAGUGUCGAGCAGUCCUGAGUCUGCUUCACGGCGGGGCCAGUCUUCCCCAUCCUCCCACAUGGUCAAUCAUAAUCACUCGCCCUCUGUUGUCUCAUGAAGAGAGGACCGUUAUGUUUGUGAAUUUGCAUGGUUUGACUGAGCUUUGAACAGUGCUUAAAAUAGUGUUGGGGGAGGGGAGAUUAGUUUUCAACACACGUGUUUUGCGUACUCACUUUUUAUUUGUAAAAGGGUGCCCUUAAAGAUGAUAGCAGGAACUAUUUCAUAAAGAUUCAUAUGAUGUAGCAUCCUUUUUCCUGCCUCAGUUACCAAAGAAACCUCUGAUGCAAAUCUGCUGCCCCUUAAAAAAAAAAAAAUGCACGCUAAUCCACAAAAGCCAUUACACGUAGUUGGUUGACCCAAAUGCUUUUUGCUUUUACUAGCUUCUUGAGACUAGAAUUUGUCUGGUUUGCUUACAUUACCUUUUUUUUUUUUUUUCUUUUCUCCCUCUGUGAAGUAAUUUUGUAUGUAUAUACUUGAAAAGAACUGUCAUGUAUGAUUUGCACUAUUGGAGGAGGACUGAAGUUGCAUAGCAACUUUCUGGAAAGAUGCUAAUAUUUUGAGGGCAAACUGCUGAAAAAAAAAAAAAGGUUUAAGGAUGACAUUUCUAUCAGUUUGAUUUUUCUUAAAGCAAAACAGCUUUGGAAGGGGAAGUCUCAUACAGGUUAUAGGUCUUUCUCUCUUUAGAUUUCAGGUGCUUAGUGCUUGCAACUGGACUGCAUAAUUUACAGAACACGGGCAUUUUUUCCUAAACACUGCAGUUUGUUAGAAUAGAGCUGAGGUUGGAGGGUUCAAUAGUGCUUAACGAUGCAUGUUUUAUGAAAAAUAGCUGGUAUCUAUUAAUGUAUAGACAGUAAGAAUCAUAAUACUUAUUAGCUUUUCUUCAGAAUUAGUUUAUUUUUGUCAGUAACAAUCCUAGAUAUACUUACUGCUGGUACAGUUGUACUCUAUGAUAUUUGUAUUUGAUAUUCACUUUAGUAGCAGCCAGCAAAAGAGGACAGCCUCAGGACAGGCCUCAAACGAAGCAGGUUAGAAGUAGAUGAUGCGUGGUACAGGAUGCUAUAGCUUUGCGCACGGCUGAGUCGUCGUUUCUGUCUGCAGCCCUGUCUGCUUAGCAGAACUUGCUUCCUACAACUAAGUCUGUGUAAUCCACCUUUAAGUAGCUGCAGAAACUGCUACCGUUGCGUAUCUUGGCUGGACAACAGAUUGUUACAGUUUGUGAAAUGCGAUCUUUGAUUUUUGUAAGCUUAUUCAUAAACCUAUGCCAAGUUGCAGCAUACAUUCCUCCAUUAGAGAACUUUAUACAGGUAUUACCGCAUUUAUUGUAUUAAUAGCUACUAACUAGAAAUUAGGCAAUAGAGGCAGGCAUAAAUCCCACCGCUGUGCUAGUACGAAGCGCUUCUCCUUGUUAUGUAUAACUUCUCUCCCCAUACAUUCCAUCUUCCCAGUACAGUUGCAACUAGGCCUUCGUUUUUAUACUGGGUUACCUGAAAGGAUUGGUUCAGUGUAAAAAGUUAGAACUAGUUGGAAGAUGAACUACACGUGAUGUAUUAUGGACUGUGUUACAGUAUUGGGUCCAUUGUGGCUUUUAUGUUUGGUGUUGUUUGGUUUUUUGGUUUUUUUUUUGUUUUUUUUUUAAAGUUAAGCUAUUUAAUUUGGAAGAGGUGCAGGGUAGAAAGAUCAGGAGAUUGGCUCUGACUUGUUGAGAGGUGGCUGCUCAAUUUUCUUUGAAAAAUUUUUUUAAAAAAGGAAAAAAAAAACCAACAAAAAAAAAACAAGAAAACCCCUAAGCCCCCA